Zophobas morio is the source of this 1102-nucleotide messenger RNA. RefSeq lists its product as uncharacterized. Lineage: Eukaryota; Metazoa; Arthropoda; Insecta; Coleoptera; Tenebrionidae. The record is from RefSeq and is a predicted model, not a curated record. The coding region runs from base 220 to 924 and encodes 234 amino acids. The transcript is spliced from 4 exons.
UUUUGCUUCCACUCUACGUUGAUAUAGUCCCACUUGUUUGACCACCAGACGUAAAUAAAGGUCGAGUGACGUAAAAAUCACGUAGCGGGUUUACGGCGCCUCUAAAUUCGUAGAACAUUCGUAUACUCAUGAUCUAGGGAAACCCAUUUUAUUGGAUGAAUCAAGAGCUGGUUGGAUAGUAAACAUCCAUUUCGUUUAUAGAGUCCAUUGUGUCGUAACAUGAACGUUAUCGGUUUUCUUAUCAUUGCAGGUCUUGCUCUGAAAACUGUCCUGGCACAAGAAUCUAGAAAUACAAGCAAACUUGAAAGAUUUGUGUACGAUAGGUGCAGAAUUUAUAGCACUCAAGCAUCAGCGUAUGAUGAUGUGAAAACACAUUACGGCCAAUUUUCGGAUUACUUGUCCUACACCGCCAGUCUUCUUCCAAAAGGGAAAGAGCAAUUUUGUAAUGAUGAAAAACCCACUCUCAUUGGUAUGAUGAGACAGCUGGCUAAAGAUAUGCAGCCGUGUUUCCCCAAAGAUGAAAAGUACUUACCUAAAUUCAUGUAUGAAAGUUUUACCAGUUUCAUGAUUUUCGUCUGUAAAGAGAAAAAUAUGGAAAAUUUCUUCAGUUCUCAAGGCCGUGACUGUCGGACUGCCCUUAAGAGUCAACAGGCAGGACACGAAGUAGGAAACUGUUUCAGGAAAUUGUUUGCCCGAUUCAGUGAUGUUGUCAAAAAGGAUGAUUUGUGCAUGGACUUGAAGUUUACCAAGACUUGUUUUAGCGAAGCCCUGGCCAAAAACUGUCCGGAUUUCGCUGGGUACCAAUCUCUAAACUCGAAGUUUUUCAAAGCGAUAAGAGAACCAUGCGAUAGUGCAGUACCUGUCGGAGCUGGUAGUGUGAUAUUAAUGAUAAUCGCCUUCAUUUCUACAAAAACCUUCUCUUAGUAUGUAAAUAUGCACUCGAAUUUUAAAUGCUGUGAAUAUUGUCUUGUUACUGCUAUAUAUAUAUAUCGAUUUGUUGUAUAUUUGUAAUUUAAAAUUAAACACCAUUGUACGUAAGUGUUGCCACCCACCGUGUCAAUUAGAAAAAUAAAACCAGUGUUUUGGUUACUUUUGAAUUAAA